Messenger RNA from Phasianus colchicus (ring-necked pheasant), 609 nucleotides. Lineage: Eukaryota; Metazoa; Chordata; Aves; Galliformes; Phasianidae. The record is from RefSeq and is a predicted model, not a curated record.
AUGCUGGGCAGCACACACGUGAAGCAACAGCUUAUGUUUGGUGGGAGCCGCAAACAAAACCGCCACGGCCUCCCAGCACGGCCCGCUGCCCAACAAGGGACAGCACGGAGCCGAGCCGCGCCCACCCAGCGCCGCUUCAUCCCGAGGCUGCUCCGCGAGACGCGGCCCCAGCAGCCACAGACCGACCCCUCCGAAGGCCGCCCCGACAGGAGCUCAGCGCUGCCCAAGAGAAGCGGGAAGCGGGAAGCGAGCCGCUCGGAGCGCGGCCCGGAACGCCGCAGCGGGAGCAAACGCGGCACAGCCGAACGCCGCCCCCGAACCCCGCUACCGCCGCCCCGGGCGCCCUUCCACCAACGCUCCGCGCCCGGCCCCGCCUAUCCGCCCGCGGGGAAGCGCUGCGAGGCGGCGGCGCCCUCCCUGCCGGCCCCGCCCACCGCGAGCGGGGAGGAAGGGGAAGAAGGGAAGCGGGGAGGAGAGUACCUCCGCCGCUCGCCCCGCCGCUGCCGCGCAGCGCUCGCCCGCCCGUUGGCUGCCGGGAGCGGCAUGGCGGCCGGAAGCGGCGCGCGGCGCGCGCGGACGGCGGCGGCGCUGGAGGCGGUCGGUGAGUAG